AAUCGAGAGAGAGAGAGAGAGAGAGAGAGAGAGAGAGAGAGAGAGAGAGAGAAGCGCUCCCUCAGUCACACGCGGGCCUUCUUCAGGAGCACAUGUCCUCCCCGCCAGGCUGACCCAACACAAACACACGCACGCACACGGCACACAUACACACACACACACACACACACAUACACACACACAACACACACACACACACACACACACACACACGCCGCGCACACACCCACCCACACUCGCGUAUACCCUGCAGCCCAUGUGCAAUUGUUUAGUUACGAAACCCACGAUCGGAUGAAAUAAAAGUGAGACGAGAACAAAAGAACAUUAUAUUUGUGCACGCCAUGACAGUCGAGGCAGUGUUCGGAUGGCUGACAGCGGCGAGGGAGCAAGAAAAGUGCCCCGCCGAAGCCAGAGUCAGCGUGUCGGAACGUUUGUUUACAGCGUGAGUCGUGCGGGACGGAAAAAGGCGGACAAAUGACUCGCCAGCGCCCCAGCACCGCCGCGUCGCCGUCUUUUGUUUUCCUUUUCCUCUUGGUUCCCUCGGGGCGAGCCGCAACAUGGCGUGCACUCUGCUCAGGAUCGUGCAGGCCGCCGUCAGUUUGAGGCGGAGAUUUGAGUGUGCGAUCCACUCCUCCUUUGAGUCCGUGGAGAGCGGCGGCGAGGAGCAGCGGGAGCAACAGCAGCAGGAGGACCACGCUCAGACACAGCCCCGCGCCGAGGACCUCUCCACCAGCGAGCACCUGUCCAGGACCUUCCGCCUCACCUUCGAGGAGGGCGAUCCCGACGACCAGCCAGACAUGACCUUCUUGCGUGCCGCAGAGGGCCAGGAGGGGGCAGAAGGGGGCGCCGCUUACACCGACGCCCCCGCCUCCACCUCCAUUGACGUCCUGGAGGAUGUGAGCUUCCCUGCGUCGCCUGCCGCCGCCGAAGACACCAGUCUGGCCUUAACCCUUCACUCCCCGGAGCCCUUCACCCCCGCAGCCUCCCCCUGCCCUCGCCUGAAACUGUACCAACAGUCUUCCCUCAUGUCUCUCAGGCGCCCUCACCUGACUCAGCCUCCGCGCCUCCCCUGCCCUACCAUCCCGCCCCCUUACCUGUCGCCGUAGUACCAGAACCCAUCCCUAAAGUACAGGUGCAUGAGGUGAGCGGGUCGGAGCGCAGCAGCAGUGACAGCGACAGCAGUAGUAGCAGCAGGUGCAGUGUCAAGUCGGUGAGGCUGAGGUGUGCGGAGGCCGUGUCCCCGUCAAGUGGGUGCAAGCCGGCGAAGCUAAUCCGUAGUGACGCCAUGGUGAGCAGCGCCGAGCGGGAGGCGAGUGGCUCGAUGCGGUGGAUGCUGAUGUUGCAAGACUCGGGCACGGCGCUGCUGAAGGAGGCGGCGCAGGGACAGAGCCAGGAGCAGGAGGAGCAGAAGCAAGAGCAGGAUGAGGGGCAGGAGGAGGAUGAGAGGAGAGGAAGUGACUCAGACGGCACGGAAUUGAUGGCUUACUCUGAGUGGCUGAUGAAAGGCAAGCAAGUCCUGGAGGGCGAGUCAUCGUCCGGGGAGGAAAAUGAAACACGCACGAUGAGUGAAGAGAAGUCGGAGGAGGAUGAAGAGAACGAAGACAAUGACGAGGAGGAGGAGGAGGAGGAGGAGGAGGAGGAAGUGGACUUAGACGAUUACAUUCUGGACGACGAUGACAGUGAGGAGGAUUACCUGGGCGACGAGGGGGAGAUGAUGGUGGAGGCUUCCUUCGAGGACUCUUUCGUGGAUGACGGGUUCGUGAGUCUGGAGAUGGAUGACUACGAUGAUGACGUCAUUAUAGAGGAGAACGAGGAGGACCUGGAGAGGGAGAGGAUGGAGGAGGAGAUGAUGCUGGAGAUACGGAGGAACUUGCAGCAAAGGUCUGGUCGUGGCGUGGAGGCUGGCGAGCACCGCAGAGUGAGCAGACAAUACAGCCCUGCCUUGUACCUGCCUGGUAUCCCAGAGAGUAAGGUCAUCCAGGAACGCAAGGGUGCCGAGGUGAAGGAGGAAGUCCCGGGAGGAGGCGCGGCAGGAGGAACAGCAGCAGGGAGACUAAGACAUUCCUCCUCCAGGAGCAGCCGCAGCGGCAAGAGGAGCCAGCGGUCGCCGCCCGUCCAGCGUCAGAGGUGCAUCCAGCUGGAGGGCGGCCAAAGCGAGGAGGACGGCGCGGCGGCCCCCCAGGGCAGGGCCGUCUCCCGCCCACACCCACCGCCUGCCCCAGACUCCCGGCCCUCCCACAUUGAGGGUGACGUCAGCCGUGUGCCGGCCGCCUCGCCACCGCCUGAAGUGCCGCUGGUGGUGGUGGCCACAGCAGAGGGCGGCACCCGCACCCAGGCUCUAGGAAGGUCCCGAGGGCGCCUGCAGCACCCGUCAGCCUACAGCCUCACCUCCGGCAGUGGGGAGUCGCGCGACGUGCCCCCGAGGACCCACGCCUAUCACAAGUACGGCAGCGCCAGCUUUGACUUGGCGCGGCCCAGCCGGCACGAAGGGGCUCGUGCCGCCUUCCACACCACCCGCAGCAGCUUCGAGGGUGACCGCCGGCUCUCCAUGAGCCUCGGGGGCCCGCGGGCGGCAGCUGAAGUUCUCCAACCGGUGGUCACCCUUGAGAAGAGCCCGGGCGCGGCGCGGCGCUUGCCCUCUAUGGAGGCGGGCUCGCGGUCUUGUGGCGAGAGGCAACUGCCGGAGGGUCCGCUGAGGGGUGGCUUCAGACGCAGUAGGAGUGAGAGAGUGGGCGGCAGUUCUGCGGGUGCCUCUCCUGCUCGCAGCGAAUCCCUGAGGGUGAGCAGGACGCGGCCGCACCCGCAGGACGUGGAGAUGACGGAGCUGUGCGCUCCCCGGAGGCUACUGGCCUUGGAUGAGUACAGCGGCGGCAGCAGGUUGUCCCCGCGGGCAGGCAGCAGCCCCAGUGGCGGGGCGACGGAGAGCGCGGGAGAACCUUUGCUUAGCGGCAGCGCGAUGGCGCGAUACUCAUGGCGCACCGCAGGGGAUGUGGCAGCGCUCAGACAAUCCUCGCUGGAAAACAGCGAGCUGGAGGACUUAAUGGAGAACAGGCGGCACGUGGAGCAACGGCGGCUGAGGUUGGCGGCGGACUCCACCACGCCCUCAGACGAGGAUGAGGAGCCGAGGGGCAAAGUGCGCUACAACGACACCGGCUCCCUGGAGCAGGUGAACGAGGAGCUCGCUGACCACCUGGACGAGCCGGACCUUACCUCCAGACACUCCCAGGAGAUCAAGGUACAAUGUCGCGCCCUCUGGCAACUGAGAACCACUCUGGAGGAGGAGGACCCCGACGACCAGGACUCAGACUCCGGGAGGAUGGAGAUACACAGCUCCCCUGACCGCCACUCUCCUGGACGAGCCUCAGAUCUGGACAACGUGACCAGCGCCACCAGCCACACCACCUCCUUCGAGAGCAACACAGAUGCCAUCGUUGCGGGUGAAGGAGGCGGCGACGGAGGCACGGGCGGAGAGCCUGAGGUGGAGGUGCCCCGAGAACAUGGCCAGAGCGAGGCGGAGGUGAGCCAGACUCCCAUCACACUGCCUUCCUCUGAAGCAAGACGAACCUCCUACAGGGCCAUCCUUGCCAACAGACUCAAGCAGCUGGACGCCGCCAAUCGCCCCACGCUGUCCUCGGAAAACAGCUUCGACUCUGUAGACACCGAGUGUUCCUCCACCACGGACCUGAGCCGCCCCGAGGUGCUCACCACUAGCUUUGACUCUACGACGGACUGUCCCACGGACUCCACCAGCGACACUCACUCGCACCGCCUGCAGCAGAUGAAGGCAGACAGCGGCUACCGCAGUUUGGAGGCCAACAAUGGCCGCCCGCCCAAACUGAGCAAAAAACAGAUUCACUUCGUAGAGGACAGCCUGGAAACGCCCGUAGACGACCCAGAGAGAGACCGCAGCCGGGAGCGACAACGAGACCCUGACUCUCGCACUGAGUCUCGCGAGGACAUGGGCGACCCGCAGAGCAAGCGGGAACGACUAAGAAAGGGCGUGGCGCAACUUGAGCGACGCUGGAGUGGCAAGAGCCAUACGAAGAAGAGACGCGAGGCGCUGCGCGAGAGGCACGCCUCCUUGGACACAGCGCUGAGUGGCUCCGUCGGCGGCUCCCUGGAGGGCGAGGGCGCCACCACGGACGAGCUUAGUGGUAAGAGGUCAGUGCUGGCCAGAUUCCUGCGGACGCACCGCUACCCCCGCCGCCCACUACGCCUGCUGCAGCGAGACUAUUCCAUUGACGAGAAAUCCGACAGAUUGUUCAAGGAGUUCAGCCGCACGGAGGUGCCCCUCGAGUGGGAGCCGCCCGGCCGCCGCGGCCCAAGGCUAUACUCCGGUCGGCGCCUCCAUCGCCACCUUGAUGCCGAGGGCUCGCCGAGGUCACACCGCCGCAAGCUGUCGCCGCAGGACUCCAUAGAGGAAGAGGACCAGGUGGCAGCGGCGCUGUGGGAGGGCGAGGCGUCCAGACCAGAGUCUUUCGCGGACUCCAUCGGCUGCGACGACCUGCCCGUCUCCUUCGCCGUGGCCGAGGAGGUGGAGUGACCCGCGCCAUGGCUUCGCAGACGAGCACUGUGUCGGGCCGCUCCUGACGCGGCUCACAAGCCCCUGUGAGACAGGAGCGAAGGCCCCGCGACGCCCCAGCCCGUCACUGAAAGAAGUACGAAUGUGCGUGAGUCCCGUCUGAAGGUCAUCGUGGCAUAUCCUUUGGUUUAAGAAUCUCGUCGACUAGCUUACUAUCGUUACCUCUUCUUCGUGGGACGCGCCGCGCGGGGGGCAGGGGUCGGGGGGUCGUCACACAGGGGCGGCGAGGAACACGACACAGUGAUAAGGUGAUGAACAAGACAAUAAUGAAAAGCACAAACUCACACGCUCGUCUUUUGUACCAAGUAGUGGAGGGAAGACUGUGAUAGCGGCGCCGGGCGCGACGCGACACACCAGCGUGGCGGGGAACAAGAUGCGGUGACACGCUCUCAGAAUAACAAGAAACUGAGAUAAUCCGUGACAAGCACAAAAUACAAGAGAAAAUGCCAAUGCAAGAAUAGUAUUACAAACAAACCGCACGUGCUAAGGAAAACAAAUCUUACCUAAGUAGCAGAGUGACUAGUGAGUUGACCGAGGUGAAGGACACGGCGAAGACAAAAUAAAAUACGUAGGAACCGUUACUACGUACAGUGAGAUAUUGUUAAGUAAAUAAGUGUACAUACAAAUACUCCUAUACACAAGACUCUGAGGAAACCAUUACUCGUGAGGAUAUUUAUAUACACACAUAGCUGACUGUAUAGGUCCCAAAAAUUAUAUAAGAAUUAUACUGAAUCUUGAGUGCCAGGUGAGAUUAUUAGAGCGUGUGUGUGUGUGUGUGUGUGUGUGUGUGUGUGUGUGUGUGUGUGUGUGUGUGUGUGUGUGUGUGUGUGUGUGUGUGUGCGAGGUCUCUGCAAUACUUACAUGUGAUCACUUAUAGACUUAAGAUUCUAGAUUUAAGUAAGUGACGUCUGACUUUUUUUUUUUUUCAAUCGACUGAUUUUUUUUUUUUUUUUAGGCUGAGAGAGAGAAAAGAAUAAUGAAGAUGUGUGGAAUUAUUAAGAUUAUUACUACGUAGUUGCGAGUCAAUUCAGUAAAAAUAAUUGAUAAUCAGCUGUACAGACUUGCCUUUUAACUCUCUCUCUCUCUCUCUCUCUCUCUCUCUCUCUCUCUCUCUCUCUCUCUCUCUCUCUCUCUCUCUCUCUCUCUCUCUCUCUCUCUCUCUCUCUCUCUCUCUCUCUCUCUCAUAUCUUUAGUGUCUUGCUAUGAAAUUCUGUGUAAGAACUGAGGCCUUUCCGUGCUGAGUGUUAAUUUGUAUUGCUGAAAGAAGGUUUGAUGCGAAUAAUGAUAAUAAUAAUAAUAAUAAUAAUAAUAAUAAUAAUAAUAAUAAUGAUAAUAAUAGUAAUAAUAAUAAUGAUAAUAAUAAUAAUAAUAAUAAUAAUAAUAAUAAUAAUAAUAAUAAUAAUAAUAAUAAUAAUAGCAACAACAACAACAACAAGAACAGCAGCAGCUUUUAAAACGAUAAUAAAAUAUAUCCCUGCUAUUUUUCCUCUAGAUCGAUUAAGUCAUUAUUUCUUAUUACUGUUAUUGUUACGAUAUACCUUUUUUAAUUAAUUUAUUUAUCUCUGUGAAAAAUAUGAACACAAGUCAAUUCUCUUUAUGUAUUUAAGUAUUCUUCAAAUAUUUCCUCGCCCAUUCCUCCUUCAGCAGACAAGUUAUCGCUCAGUAUGCCGACUAAGAUUAAGUUAGCAGCUGUUAGAAGAGUAAAAAAUAACAAUAAGAACACGUAACAAAACGAAUGACAACACCCGCUCGUCCGCCAAAGCUGAGGCUGCCUAAGAUCAAUACUACGACCACAAAAAAAAAAAAAAAGAGAGAAAGAAAGAAGAACUCGGAGACAAUAAAAAGAAACCAAACUUGUUCUCCUGUUCGAUAGUCUUAAAAAAAUGUGUUCUCUAUCAUGGACAAAAUUGAUGCCUUAUAAGCCGCAGCGGACGAAAAUAUUAGUAGAAAAAGAUAGAAAUUUGUAGGUCCCUUUCAAGAUGUAAUAAUAUUAGGGAUGUAUUUUCCUUACUCGACGGAUUUCACAAAUUUCACGCCCUAGGACUUGUUGGGCCGUGACUGUUACCCUUGUAGGUAGAUAGAGUCCUGAGGUAAAAAAAAUAUAUAUUACGGGUUAUCAGCAUGGAGACUUUUAACCCUGCUUUUAUGGAGAGUAAGGGGGCGGGGCUGGAAGAAUCGUACAUCCGGCAGCGGGGUGAAUCUUAUCGCCGUUUGUUUACAUCCGAGGGAAAAAUGUCGUACGGUUGUGAGCCCAGCACGUGUAGUGUAGAGGCGUGACCAUAUAAUUUCUCUCCUCCCAUUCAAAGCUGGAGAAAGAGAUCGCAGUAAAUACAUUUGAGAGUAGCCAACGUAAGGAAACCUCGGAAGAGGGGUGAUCCAGCCAGCAGCAGUAUAAAGGCGUUUUUACCAGCGCAUCAGAAUAUCCAAACACUGAUGUUUCGGCUGGGCUUUUGGUAAACACUACUACUGUGCUACCAGACGACUCUCGCUCGCACCGUCUCGGAAAAAUUGUCGUACGGAUCAUAACACAGACAGCAGCUGUGGUGGGAAGUUUGAGUAUCAACAAAGCCAGACUACGAGAAGUGAGUUAAGGGACGAGAUAAUGGACAGCAGCACCGACUCUGAUACUUAUCUGGAAAAUGAGGAAAACCAGUCUCUUCUAUCAAGACCUAUGAUGCCUCUAUUAGCAGUUGCAAGCGUGGCAGAGAUGCAGCCAGAGGCAGAUAUGGGUGCUGUAGCAGUAGCAGCAGCAGUAGCUUGUGACUUCAUGGAAAGGCCAUCACUAGCAGACCUACUGGAUGAUUCCCAAGACUCCAGCCUAGCCUUCAAGAUGCUCAAGCACACCAGGGUCUUCCUCCAGAAAAGUGGACAACUUACCAGAAUCUAACCAGAUAACUUGGCUACCACCAGCACCUUUGGGGCACUAGAGGCUGUGGCACCACAGCUUGUAAGGGCUCCAAACCCCAACAAGAACAAGACCAAGAGCACAUCUUGUCUCAUUUUCAUCUCCAUUUUAGAUCAAGGACAUGCUGUAAGGCUGGGCAGCAGCAUGAGUGGCCAGCAGCAGCAGCAGUCUGCCUCAGGUGUGGGGAGGUGCAGACAUGAUGGCAAGAAUUACCUGGAAACAGGCAGCUCUGUCCACAGAGGAGAGAGCAAGUUUGAGUGCCAGCAGUGUGACAAAACUUUUGUAUCCAGAAAUGGCCUUAAGUACCACACCCUGACACACAGUGGUGUUAGAAAUUAUGAAUGUGAUGAGUGUGGAAAGAAAUUUAUCAGUAAGUCUGACCUCAGCAAACACACCCUGACACACAAAGGUGUUAGAAAUUAUGAAUGUUUUGAGUGUGGAAGGAAAUUUAUUUGUAAGUCUUCCCUCAAUACACACACCCUGACACACAAUGGUGUUAGAAAUUAUGAAUGUGAUGAGUGUGGAAAGAAAUUUACCAGGAAGUCUUACCUUACCAGACACACCCUGACACAUAAUGGUGUUAGAAAUUACGAAUGUGAUCAAUGUGAAAAGAAAUUUACCCUUAAGUCUAACCUUGCCAAACACACCCUGACACACAGUGGCAUUAGAAAUUAUGAAUGUGAUGAGUGUGGAAGGAAAUUUACCCUCAAGUCUCACCUCACCACACACACCCUAACACACAGUGGUGUUAGAAAUUAUGAGUGUGAUGAGUGUGGAAGAAAAUUUACCCAAAAGUCUCACCUCACCACACACACCUUGAUACACAGUGGUGUUAGAAAUUAUGAGUGUGAAGAGUGUGGAAAGAAAUUUGCCCAAAGCUCUCACCUCACCACACACAUCUUGACACACAGUGGUGUUAGAAAUUAUGAGUGUGAAGAGUGUGGCAAAAGGUUUUCUACCAUUACUCAUCUCACUAGACAUGCCUUCAGACACACUGGCUUGAGGGAGUUCAAGUGUGAUGUUUGUGGCAAUUAUUUCAAGACAAGGGGUGAUAUUACCCAGCACAUGCGGAUCCACUUUUGAUGUGGUGUGUUGUGUGGAUGACUGGGGCCACACCUGUGCGUGUGGUAGUGGUGGUGGGACGGUGUGUUACAUGUUUGGUGGCAGCCAUACCUGUGUGUGGAAGUAAUGGCCCCAGCAGUUGUUUUGUUGGCAGUGCAGGUGUGACUUUCAAUAAAUGUGUGUGUGUACAGUAAACCUUUGCUUAUGUACAUGUAUAUCUUUGUUCUGAUUGUAUAUCACCCAGGUGUAUUAUACAGGGCCUGAGCUACAUGAAUAUAUUGUAAUGGGGUGGCCCCUCUCUCUUCUUGCCUCAAGUGUGUUUAUGUAUUCAGUCAGGUGUAGUAUACAGGGCCUGACCUACAUGAACAUACAGGACUGUAAUGAAGCCCAUCACAAGUUGACUUUUUAAAAAAAUUCUGGCAUUGUCUUUGCAUAAUCUUAAAAUGCUCUCUCUCUCUCUCUCUCUCUCUCUCUCUCUCUCUCUCUCUCUCUCUCUCUCUCUCUCUCUCUCUCUCUCUCUCUCUCUCUCUCUCUCUCUCUCUCUCUCUCUCUCUCUCUCUCUCUCUCUCUCUCUCUCUCUCUCUCUCUCUCUCUCUCAAGCGCCAUCUAGUGGAAGAGGUAGCGUUUUUCUAUAAUCUUAUCGAGAUCCUAUGACCUUUGAGUCUCUCUCUCUCUCUCUCUCUCUCUCUCUCUCUCUCUCUCUCUCUCUCUCUCUCUCUCUCUCUCUCUCUCUCUCUCUCUCUCUCUCUCUCUCUCUCUCUCUCUCUCUCUCUCUCUCUCUCUCUCUCUCUCUCUCUCUCUCUCUCUCUCUCUCUCUCUCUCUCUCUCUCUGGCAUUAACACUUUUUUAUGUAGGAGAGGCACCAGCCAAGGGCAACUAUAUUAAAAAAAAAAAAAAAAAGGCCCACUGAGGUGCUGGUCCCCAGAGUCAAAAGCAGUCAUCAAAAAUUAAAGGUCUUGAAACCUCCCUCUUGAAAAAGUUGGAAUCAUAGGAAAGAGGAAAUACAGAAGCAGGAAGGGAGUUCCAGAGUUUACCAGAGAAAGAGAUGAAUGACUGAGAAUACUGGUUAACUUGCAUUAGAGAGGUGGACAGAAUAGGGGUGAGAGAAAGAAAGUCUUGUGCAGCGAGACUGUGGGAGGAGGGGAGGCAUGCAGUUAGUAUGAAAAUAGUGGUAGAAGAUAGCAAGAGAUGCAACAUUGUGGUGAUAAGAAAGAGACUAAAGACAGUCAGUUAGAGGAGAGGAGUUGAUAAGAUGAAAAGCUUUUGAUUUCACCCUGUCUAAAAGAGUGGUAUGAGUGGAAUCCCCCAUGUAUGUGAAGCAAACUCCAUACAUAGAUAAUAUCCCUGUACAGAGUUAACAGCAAGGUGGGUCUGGCAGAGACAAGUCAGAAUGCCUAGCUUCAUGGAAGCUGUUUUGACUAGAGAUGAGAUGUUAAGUUUCCAGUUUAGAUUAUAAGUAAAGGAUAGACUGAGGAUGUUCAGUGUAGAAGAGGGAAACAGUUGAGUGUCAUUGAAGAAGAGGGGAUAGUUGUCUGGAAGAUUGUGUCAAGUUGAGAGACAGAGGAAUUGCGUUUUUGAGGCACCCAAACAACAUUAAGUUUGCUCUGUCCGAAUCAGAAAUUUUAGAGAUCAGAAGUCAGGCCUUCUGUGGCUUCCCUUCAUAAACUGUUUACUUCCCGAAGGGUUGGAUGUCUACAAAAAGGAGUGGAGAAGAACAAGAAGAAAAAAACUUAGGAGAAGAAUAAUGACUGUCUACUACAGCAGCAAUAGAAUUGUUAUAAAGAAAACUUGAGAUGAAAUUACAGGGAGAAGGAGAGAAGCUGUAGGAUGGUAGUUUGGAAAUUAAAGCUUUCUGCAGACUCUAUCAAAAGCUUUUGAUAAAUCUAAGGCAACAGCAAAUGUUUCACCAGAGUCCCUAAAAGAGGAUGACCAAGACUUGGUAAGAAAAACCAGAAGAUAACCAGUAGAGUGGCCUUGACAGAACCCAUACUGGCAAUCGGAUAGAAGGUUGUGAAGUGAUACAUGUUUAAGAAUCUUCCUGUUGAACUUAGAAUCAAAAACUUUAGAGAGGCAGGAAAUUAAAGCAAUAGGAUGGUAGAUUGAGGGAUUAGAAUGUUCACCCUUUUUAGGAACAGGCUUAAUGUAGGCAGACUUCCAGCAAAAAAGAAAGGUAGAUGCUAUUAGACAGAGUUGAAAGGGUUUGACUAGGCAAGGUGCAACCAUGGGGAGCACAGUUUCAGAGAACAAUAGGAGGGACUCCAUCAGGUCCAUGAGUCUUUCAAUGGUUAAUUAACACAAUGCCGCUCAUUAUUCUAUAUACUGAAUUAGAAUGAUGAACUUUCUAACUUGUGGCAUGACUUGCUGCAAAAACUGUACAGUGGGGACCACUCCUCUGGAACGAGAUCUUGUUCCCCUUUAUUCCAAUUCAUUGGUCAUCAUUGUCGUUUAUUAUCUCACUUAUAUUUCCUUUUAUUGUUACUCCAUAUUUAUUUAUUGAUUUAU
This is a messenger RNA of Scylla paramamosain (green mud crab), 11051 nucleotides long. Its product is annotated as apoptotic chromatin condensation inducer in the nucleus-like. The record is from RefSeq and is a predicted model, not a curated record. Lineage: Eukaryota; Metazoa; Arthropoda; Malacostraca; Decapoda; Portunidae. Gene Ontology annotation, molecular function: transmembrane transporter binding. Gene Ontology annotation, biological process: negative regulation of voltage-gated calcium channel activity; negative regulation of calcium ion-dependent exocytosis. Gene Ontology annotation, cellular component: plasma membrane; secretory granule.